AUGAAGGCAAAGUUUGAAAAGAGCAUGAUGGGAGAACUCACGUUCUUCUUACGGUUAGAAGUGAAGCAAAAGGAGGAUGGCAUUCUUAUUCACCAGGCUAAGUACAUUCGGGAUAUUCUCGCAAAGUACAACAUGAACGACUGCAAAGUUGCAAGCACCUCAUUCGCCUCACAGACGGAGAUUACUCUAGAUCCUCAAGGAAAACCAGUGAAUAAGUCCUUCUACCACUCCAUGAUAGGCUCUCUGAUGUACUUAACUGCAAGUAGGCCUGACAUUAUGUGGGCAGUCUGUCUCUGUGCUCAUUUUCAGACAAAUCCCAAAGAAUCACAUGAAACCGCUGUGAAGUGCAUCUUCCGCUAUCUUAAAGGAACUCCGAAACUAGGUCUUUGGUAUCCUGAAGAUAGUUGUAAAGUGGAUCGCAGGUCUGUAUCAGGAGGAUGUCAAUUCUUGGGAAAUCGUCUAAUCUCUUGGCAAAGCAAGAAGCAGACAACUGUGUCCACCUCCACUGCUCAAGCUGAGUACACUGCGGCCUAG
This is a messenger RNA of Helianthus annuus (common sunflower), 534 nucleotides long. RefSeq lists its product as uncharacterized. The record is from RefSeq and is a predicted model, not a curated record. NCBI's taxonomy places the organism in Eukaryota, Viridiplantae, Streptophyta, Magnoliopsida, Asterales, Asteraceae. The transcript has 2 exons. The coding region runs from base 1 to 534 and encodes 177 amino acids.